GUGAGGAGUGAAAACAGCAACGGAGAGAUCACAAUGCUCUGGGAAGAUUGGAGGAAUGAGAAACUAACUUGGGGAUUCCCCUCAAGAAAAUGACCUCAGUCAAAGAGGCCAUGAAGAUGAGGGGCAAGCACGUGCGAAUAUUGAAAGUGGAAGACAACUUCUUGUAUGAUAAAAUAUUCUCUGUUGUUCUCACCAAUUAUGAGGAUACCCAGUAUUAUGGUGAGAUCAGUAUUGGCAGCCCACCCCAAACCUUCAAAGUCGUUUUUGACACUGGAUCUUCUGACUUUUGGGUGCCCUCCAUCCUUUGUAGCCCAUUCAACAAAUUUCACAAUCGAUAUGAUGCCUCAAAAUCCUCUACUUACAAAAUGAAUGAGUCUGAAUUCAUUAUCCACUAUGCAUCGGGCUGGGUUGAGGGCUUCCUAAGCCAGCCAGCUUUCUCCUCUGGCUUCUUAAACCCACAGAUUGGUGGAAUGAAGGUGACUCAGUUAUUACUUGAGGUCAUAGCACUGUCCCUGAUACCCUUUGGACUGACCCAGUUUGAUGGUAUCCUUGGCCUGGGGUACCCUGAGCAGGCGAGGAGCAGAAUCACUCCUGUCUUUGACAACAUAAUGGCCCAAGGGGUGCUGAAGGAAGAUGUCUUCUCUAACUACUACAACAGGAGUUCGGGGAAGAAUGGUGGAGAGCAGAUACUGGGAGGCAGUGACCCCAACUAUUACCAAGGGACCUUUUACUACAUCAGCACCAGCCGGCCCCACUUCUGGCAGAUCCAGAUGCAAGGGGUGACUGUCAAGUCUUAUGUGCUGUCCUGCAAGGAUGAGUAUUUUGUAAAAUGUGAACAGAAAAAGAAGCUCCUGAAUAUCUCCUUCAACUUUGAUGGCAAGGACUUCACACUCCAAGGUUCCGAAUAUGUCUUAGAGGCUUCAAAGCGCAAUGAUAAGAUGUGCAUGGUGGCCUUCCAUGGCAAGGAUAUAGCUAAACCAGUAGGACCUCUGUGGAUCCUGGGAACAACCUUCAUCCGAAAGUUCUACACGGAAUUUGACCGGAACAACAAUCGCAUUGGUUUUGCCUUGGCAGUCUGACCUGUCUCUGCCCACAUCCCUGUUAGAUCCCACUUUUUCUCCCUGUUGUGCUUCAGUCCUUGGGACAGAGGCAAGUCCCUCCAUCAAGCUCUCGAAUCCUGGAGACCACUGUUAAUCUUCUGCCUUAAUGGAGAAUAGAAUAAAGUUUCAUUGCUCAAA
Molecule: messenger RNA, 1238 nt
Organism: Monodelphis domestica (gray short-tailed opossum)
Lineage: Eukaryota; Metazoa; Chordata; Mammalia; Didelphimorphia; Didelphidae
Source: RefSeq, a predicted model, not a curated record